Messenger RNA from Drosophila eugracilis, 4303 nucleotides. RefSeq names its product fibroblast growth factor receptor homolog 2. The record is from RefSeq and is a predicted model, not a curated record. Gene Ontology annotation, biological process: multicellular organism development; positive regulation of kinase activity; cell surface receptor protein tyrosine kinase signaling pathway. Gene Ontology annotation, molecular function: transmembrane receptor protein tyrosine kinase activity; ATP binding. NCBI's taxonomy places the organism in Eukaryota, Metazoa, Arthropoda, Insecta, Diptera, Drosophilidae. Bases 802 to 3963 code for a protein of 1053 amino acids. The transcript has 4 exons. Gene Ontology annotation, cellular component: signaling receptor complex.
UUACGUGCCUGGCAUCUGGAUCGGGAUUUUUGGCCUAUGCGGGAUCGGUACAUAUAUAUAUAUAUAAUGCUACUUCCAGCAAAAGAGAUUUUUGGAUAUCAGUCACGUAACGGAUAUUUCCUUAUUGAUAUGCGAUUACCGCGCAUGCGCACGUACUGCACACCACUAAGACAAUGGAAACAUUUUUUCUUUUGCAUAAAUUAAGCCGACAGGCAAACACAAACAACAAUCACAGGGAGGGAACCCGAAGGCCAGAUAAUAAAGAAUUUCAACGAGUCGAAGCCACCGCAAACAUGCUUAGAAUAAAACCAAUAACAACAAGAACCCAGGAGCAGCCAUAAUAAAAAAGAAAGAAAAAGGAAACCGCCGAGGAAAACCUACCAGCGAAAACAAUAUUGCAACAUGCGGGAGGGAGACCACCUCGAUCAGGUAGCUACGAUCCCAUCCCAUAGACCCUGUGCACAGGAUCAUGGCAAACAUUAUCACUUUGUUGAGAACCUAAAAGACCCGAUGUUCCAUCCGUUCGAAUCGUUUCGAUCGGGCACGUUCGUGUUUUAGCUCGUAAAAGUUUCUUCGAUCGUUACUUUCAGUUGCUUGCGCACAUUCAAGUCAAUCGGUUGGCUCCGCUCGAUUCCUCACCAAAAAAACUUUACGGAUUACGCUGACGAAUCCUUAUACUAAAAUCAAGGAAUUCGAAUGUAGUAACAUUAUUUUGACCUCUACUGUAUAUCCAUACAUGUUCGUGCCCAUCUAGAUAGCAGAUCUUGGUGGCUGUUGAACUCAAGAGAAUCCACUUGAACCAUGGCAAAAGUGCCGAUCACGCUGAUGAUCAUUGCUCUCGUCUCUGGCUCUCCGGACUUGGGAUGCGAUUUUGGCCAUCACCGCUGUUUCAUCGAUGUCACUGCGGAGAAUGGUUUACGCCAGCGGCAAGUCCUCUCUGAUAUGGACAUAACGCUACAGUGCAGCCGACCAAUGGCUCAAUGGUUCUAUCAGGAUAGGUUUAAACUCAGAGGGCCCAUUCUGCGACUUGAACGAGUCCAGAUCGAAAAUUCUGGGAACUAUGGCUGCCUGGAUAGUCAGAAGAGAUGGUUUAACAUCUCCCUGCUUGUAGGUCAUAAAGAGCAAGUUGACAACGACAUAGCCAGCUUUGCCAAGGUGGUGGCAGCAAUCCCAGAAUCGGAUCUCUACUUUCAGCCCCUAAAUCAAAGUCGAUCGCUGAAAUUGCUACAACCACUCCCGAAAUCCGUCCAACGAACGGCGGGUGGUCUCUUCCAACUGAGCUGCAGCCCCACUGAUCCGGAUGCCACGGGUGUUAAUGUAUCCUGGCUGCACAAUGAUACCCAAAUCCUGGGUGGACGUGGUCGGAUUAAGCUCAAGAGGUGGUCACUAACUGUGGGUCAACUGCAGCCAGAGGAUGCUGGAAGCUAUCACUGCGAGCUGUGUAUAGAGCAGGACUGUCAGAGGAGUACUCCUACCCAGUUGGAGGUGGUUAGUCGGAUUCAUACUGUGCCCGUGCUAAAACCAGGAUAUCCUCGCAAUGCCAGCAUUCCUCUAGAAGAUAAUGUGAGCAUUGAGUGCCUCCUGGAGGACAGUGCCCUCGAGCCGAAGAUCACGUGGCUACACAAGGAGAGCGUUGACAAUAUCGAUGAUGUUCUGCAGAGACUAAGAGAGCAAUCCCAAAUACCGGUGGACAUAACCCGAUUACCUACACUUAUGGAUGAGCCACAGGUGCUUCGUCUGGGAAAUGUCCAGAAAGAGGAUGGUGGUUGGUAUAUCUGUAUUGCCGAGAACCACGUUGGACGCACAGUAGCCGCCGCUUACUUGGAUCUGUACAGCCCUUUGGACACUACCACGACGCGAAGUACGACCAGCACUACAUCAGGUACUCCAACAUCUACUGCAUCUACCAUAGAUUACCCGGACGAAGAUGUGGAUAAUGCUGCAGGUGACACUUCUGUCCGUGAGCAUCCACCUGUAUUCAAAAAAGAGCUGAAACGUUUGCAGCACUCCCUGUCCGGAAAUACAGUGACUCUGGCCUGUCCAGUUUACGGCACCGCCAAUAUCACCUGGACCAAAGACAAGAAGCCCCUGAACCGUGAACUCGGCGUCUAUAUUCAAAAGAAUUGGUUACUGCGCUUCGUAGAGGCCACCAGUAAGGAUUCGGGAAUAUACAACUGCGAGGUGUGCAACCCCUGGGGCUGCAACCAAUUUGAUUUCAGCGUUCAGAUUAAUGACCGGACACGAUCCGCACCAAUUAUCGUGGUGCCACAAAAUCAGACUGUGAAAGUUAAUAGCAGCUUGGUGAUGAAGUGCACCGUCUACUCGGAUCUACAUCCAACGGUCAGUUGGAAAAGAGUAGCCCUAAGGAAUACCUCACUUGAUGGUCUUGAGUCUAUAGAAUUCCAAAAUCUCGAUUUUGCCGUGAUGAAUGACUCCGUUGUUUUGUCCCUUCGUAAUGUUACCUAUGACCAGGAAGGAUGGUACACUUGUCUGGCCUCCAGUGGCCUGGGUAGUAGCAAUUCCAGUGUCUACCUAAGAGUAGUAAGUCCUUUGCCGCCCUUGGAGAUCUAUGCCCUGCUUCAUGCCCAUCCACUCGGAUUUACAUUGACUGCCAUUACCAUGGUGGUCCUGUUUCUGCUGGGCAGUAUCUUCAUAACCUUCAUGCUGCGUCGUCUGAGGAGAGAGAAGCUUUUGAAGCUCCGCAUCGAAACGGUUCAUCAAUGGACCAAGAAGGUCAUCAUCUAUCGUCCAGGUGAAGAUGAAGGAAGUGGCUGCAACUCGGGGGAUCUUCAAAUGCCAGUGAUCAGGAUUGAGAAGCAGAGGACCACCGUUUCCACAACGGGAACGGGUGGUACUGACCCAGCCCAGGGCUUUAAUGAGUACGAAUACCCAUUGGAUUCUAAUUGGGAGAUUCCCAGACAGCAGCUCAAUUUGGGUUCUACUCUGGGCGAGGGUGCCUUUGGACGUGUAGUUAUGGCGGAGGCGGAGGGACUGCACAGGAUUCCACAAUUGGCUGAAACUAUUGUGGCCGUUAAGAUGGUCAAGGAGGAGCACACGGAUACGGAUAUGGUUAGCUUGGUAAGGGAGAUGGAGGUCAUGAAGGUGAUUGGCAAGCAUAUGAACAUCAUCAAUUUGCUGGGCUGCUGCAGUCAGGGUGGCCCUCUGUGGGUUAUUGUGGAGUAUGCUCCGCAUGGAAAUCUGAAGGAUUUCCUCAAGAAGAAUCGUCCCGGAGCUCCGCAGCGUCGAAGUGACAGCGAUGGCUAUCUGGACGAUAAGCCUCUGAUUCCGGCACAGCAACUUGGCGAAAAGGAGCUCACCAAGUUCGCCUUUCAAAUAGCUCGCGGAAUGGAGUACCUAGCCUCAAGACGGUGCAUUCAUCGUGAUCUGGCGGCACGUAAUGUUCUCGUCAGCGAUGGCUACGUGAUGAAGAUCGCCGACUUUGGCCUGGCCAGGGAUAUCCAGGAUACGGAUUACUAUCGAAAGAACACAAACGGACGUUUGCCCAUCAAGUGGAUGGCGCCCGAGUCGCUGCAGGAAAAGAAGUACGAUUCACAGAGCGACGUCUGGAGCUAUGGAGUUCUAUUGUGGGAGAUCAUGACCUAUGGUGACCAGCCAUAUCCACAAAUUCUAUCUGCGGAGGAGCUCUAUAGCUACCUGAUUACGGGUCAGCGCAUGGAAAAGCCGGCCAAGUGUUCUCUUAACAUUUACGUGGUAAUGAGACAGUGUUGGCACUUUGAGUCCUGUGCUCGACCUACGUUCACGGAGCUGGUGGAGAGCUUCGAUGGGAUUCUGCAGCAGGCGAGUAGCAAUCCGAAUGACGCCUAUUUGGACCUUUCAAUGCCCAUGCUGGAAACGCCGCCUUCAUCGGAGGAUGAGGACGAUAGUUCCGACACCGAAACAUUUCGGGAAACAUUCCGGGAGACAUCUCCACUUAGAUAUCAGUUCAUGUAUAAGUUUAAUUAGUGCUUAGUGCUUAGGAAACCAAGAGAUACCAACGAGUCUAUAAGAACCCAUCGAAGCAUCGCUAAAGAUACUUUCAUAAACUUUCAUCCCAGAAAUUGCCAAAGAAAUUGUCGCAAAAAUCGAAAACAUUUGGAUAGAAUUAUUCCGAGUUUUAUAAAAUAUUUGCAAUUCAACGAAAAGCAUGCGAUUUUGGCUUAAGGACAAAGACUUAAUUAGCUUAGCACUCUCAUUAUUUAAUUAUAUUUCUCAUCCUUGCAAUGUUUGGUUUGGGGUCCUUGGAUUUUGUUUACUUCAUAAUUCUUCUUGUUGAGGCAAUAAAAACGAAUUUGUUUUACUGUAA